This is a messenger RNA of Alligator sinensis (Chinese alligator), 1281 nucleotides long. It is a transcript of the gene CIMAP2, whose product is annotated as lymphocyte expansion molecule. Bases 7 to 1173 code for a protein of 388 amino acids. The transcript is spliced from 10 exons. NCBI's taxonomy places the organism in Eukaryota, Metazoa, Chordata, Crocodylia, Alligatoridae. The record is from RefSeq and is a predicted model, not a curated record.
CGGGGCAUGGCAUCAAAGGGCUUCACAGGUGCCCCCUUUGGGACUCAGGCAGCCAGGUUUUGUGGGCCAUUGACUUACUCAAAGGAUAAGAGACCUAGCACCCAUGCACAGAAGCCCAAUGGCAAAACAGUGUCUUCAGAUGUGGGGAAGACUUCGAGUUCAGGCUGGACGAAAGCGCAGGAAGCAGCAUGGCUUUCCCAAAUCCCCCAUUUCCACUUUAAGGAGAUAUGGAAGAAAACCAAAUACCUGAAAGACAGACUGGGACCAGGAACUUACAACAUCAAGGAUUUCCUGCAAGAGACCCGGCCUUCAAGUACUAGAGGUAUAUGUGACACCGGAGAAGAGAGGUUUAAAGACACCAUUAGGGAUUGCUACCCUGGCCCAGGAACUUAUGGCAGGAAUGGAAACCCUUAUGCCCUGAUAGAGGAGAAGGAAACAUUUUCUGCAAAAUCUCAAGGGAUCAUGGACAGCAGAACUGCAAAAUGCAUCUUCCCUUCUGCAGCAGGAAGCGGUUUGGGACCAGGCACCUACAAUCUCAAAAACAGCAUAGAUGAGCUGCUGAAUCGUGUGGUCAGUAAACGAGGUCCAUAUGACACUUUCUCUGGAGACAGGUCAAAGCCAGUUAUCUCUGGGCAUUAUGCUGUUGAGAAAAAACUCUAUGAGCCGGGUGCCAGCAAUCCCAAGAGCUUUGUGGAGGAGCUGGAGACAAAGAACAAUAAGAAGAAAGGUGCUUUCAGCACUCUUGCACAAAACCCAGGCUGCCCCACGGAGCGAAUCUUCUGGGCCACACUCAGCCAAUGUCCACGGGACACGUAUGCUGCAGGGCCAGGCUCCUAUGAUCCAAAACCCAUUGAGAGAUCAGAGUACGACAAUCAACCUCCAUUUUUGUCAUCUGCAAAAAGAUUUGACAGGAGAUCAUGCCGUCUCUUUUUUGCAAACUCCAAUCCUGUUGGCGUUGGCCGCUAUGACAUCACAAAACAAGAAAAAAGUGCUCGGAAGACAUACCGUUCGCUUUACCUGUGUGAUACGCAACGCUACCUGAAUGACCUGGAGCGGGAUGCGUGCUUUUUAGAGCGAAUCAAGCCUGUUAGUAAAAGCUAUUGGCACAAUUUAGCUUCUGCUUCCAGUGAGCCAGAUCGGUCUGCACAAGCUGCUGAUUCUUCUGAAAAUUAAGUCCAUGCUGGAAAGCAAAUAUUCGUGGAUAAAUUAUUAGAGAGAUGAGUUAUAAGACAACUGCAUACAGAUAAAGAGAUUGUAAAAUGACCUCCAGUUUUUCUCUGU